AUGAGAUUAAGGAUUCGAAGUCAAGAUAAAGUUCAUAUUAUUAGUGAUUUAACCUCCACGUCAACUGUAUUUGAACUAAAAAGCGCAAUUCAUGCAUUAAGUGGAAUUAGCCCUCAUCGACAAGAGCCAGUCAAAAUAGGAUAUCCACCUCGAGUCUGUGGUGCGAAGGACGAUGAAAUCCUAUCCUCCGCAGGUAUUCAAAAUGGAGACCAAAUUAUUCUUAGUGAGAAUGCCCUACCACUACCAGAAACAACUAGUAGACCAGUUGAUAAAGUUGUUAGUUCUUCAGAAGCGGAAAUUGUAUCAGUUCCUGUAGAAAGUGGAUCAGUUAUCUUAAGAGAAAUGGAAGAUGAUAAUUCAUGCUUAUUUCGUGCAAUCGUUAUUUCUGCUGAUAUAAGAUACUCAAGUGUUUUUAUUCGCAUCAAAAGUUAUGUUUUGGAAAGAUCAGCCGAUAUUCAGAACCUUAGAAAUACUGUUAUUAAAUGCAUAAAGGAAGAUCCAGAGACUUAUUCUGAUGUGAUUCUUGGCAAAUCGCGAGAGGACUAUUGUUCAUGGAUUGCGCAGAAAAAUAGUUGGGGAGGAGCUAUCGAACUUUCAAUUUUUGCAUCUCAUUACAAAGUUGAAAUUCGUAGUGUCGAUGUUAAGUCCGGAAGAAUUGAUCGAUACGGUAGAUUAGGAGUUCGUAGUGGACAUAUUCACAAAAGCUUCAAUACCAAAGAAGUACGUCUUCAUUAUGACUCGGUCGCUCUAACUCCAAUGAUUGGAGCUGACAAAGAAUACGAACAAACAAUCUUUAACACAUCAGACGAAUCCAUCCUAAAUGCGGUAAUCAAGAUUGCCGAUAAAAUGAAACAGUUGCGUAAAUACACGUACACUUCUGAUUUCACUAUACGUUGCGGACAAUGCCAGAAAGGCUUGAAAGGAGAACAAGAAGCUGUACAACAUGCUCGAGAAACAGGUCACACUUCCUUUACCGAUUUAUUCAAAAUCUUGGCAAAAAUUCAGCAUUCAUAUCCUGAUAUGGGAACGCCCACAGCAAAAGCAGGAGAUGGGACCAAAAUGUUUUCCUCGCGUAAUGGAAUUGUUUUUAAUAAUUUAAUUCAAUCACUUGACUUGUCAAAAGAUGAGAAGCGUAUUAAGUCAAAGGCAACCGAAAUUUCGAGCCAAAUGGACGUGAAAAUUGGAAGUGCACCUGGUUUUAAAGAUUGGACAACAUGCAAACCUAUCUACGCAGUUCAUAUUGCCUGCGAACUACUUCAUAUUCAAUUCGACCGAAAAAAACUGUUGAAAUUAGCAAACACUACUGAACAGAAUUAUCAUUCUUCACUAUCUUACAUCAAAAAAAUAUUGGAAAUUCCUUCUUCGAUAAGUUUUGACUCACUAGCUGCGAGAUUUGGAUGCCCCAAAAUUAUUCCUUACGUUGAAACAAUGUUUGAAAUUUUCAAAGAAGAGUGGGUUAAGGAUCUAAGUGCAGCGAAUAUUAGAGAAAUUGAUUGGAAUGAUGACAUUUAUAAGAUAGCAGUAUUUGGGUGUUGUGGUAAAGUUUUCGGGGCACAAAGUCGAAUCAACCAACAAUUAAUAAAUUCGCCUGAUAUUUCCGUAUCACGUCCUGCAUUUCAAAAUAUGACGCGACUCAUUGAAAAAUAUUGUAAAUCUUAUAUUAACGAACUUAAGUCUCAAAUUAAAAAUGAGGGUCUCGCGACAUUUAUGAUAUCUCCAGUGAAGGGGAAUAAUUAUGUAAAUGAUGUUAAAGAAUCUUCUUUAGGAGACCGGGCAGGAAAUGGAACGAUGAAAAUUGUGAAUUUUAAAGAGACACCAUUAUAUAACGAUUAUAUUGUUUGGAGAUCUAAAAUUUUAGAGAAAAUUGAAGAAAUGGAGAACUAA
Molecule: messenger RNA, 1884 nt
Organism: Racocetra persica
Lineage: Eukaryota; Fungi; Glomeromycota; Glomeromycetes; Diversisporales; Gigasporaceae
Source: the annotation of a GenBank genome assembly